AUGAUCACUAGCAUUGUGGAUAUGUCAUUUAAAAACUCGUAUCACUUUAUCACUACUGGAUCUUAUACGCUUGUUCAUUUGGAUAUUAGAAAGGGUGUGCUGUCAACCAGUGAAGAGCAAAGCGAUGAGUUUUUAAGCGGGUGUAUAACUAGUGACAGGUACUCGGUGUUUGGCAUGUCUGAAGGUACAGUCACUGUUUGGGAUAACUCUCAUCUGGAUGAGAUCCAAAAAUCCGGUAUGACACUCAGUGAUCAAAGUAUUGACUGUGUUAUUGCCGGAGCUGAAGAAAACGAGGUCUUUGCUGGUGGUGCAGAUGGUCUUGUUUAUAAACUCAACGUCCAUUCCAGUAAAAAAGAGUCUAUAUGGACUCAUUCGAAGAAGGAAGAGGUAUCCAUGCUCGAGCUAGACAGUGAGUAUCGACUCGUGACUGCUGGCAUGGAAACAGUUAAAAUCUGGAGGAGUCCAGCCGAUCAGAGACAGCUGGAGGAAGCCGAAGAGGCUGAACAGGCAGCUACUUCAGCCGAGAAGGACAUCGAAAACUCAAACGACAGUGAGUCACAGAAGAAAAAUGACAGUGAUGAGGAGGAUGCCAAGCCGGCCCGCAAAAAAAGCAAAAAGGGUCAAGGCAAAGCCAAGAAGGCUCGCAAGUAUGUUCAUGGCAUUUCCAGUUUUGAAGGUCUGUAG
Molecule: messenger RNA, 684 nt
Organism: Sugiyamaella lignohabitans
Lineage: Eukaryota; Fungi; Ascomycota; Dipodascomycetes; Dipodascales; Trichomonascaceae
Gene: JIP5
Product: Jip5p
Exons: 1
Coding region: 1-684 (227 amino acids)
Molecular function (GO): protein binding
Source: RefSeq, a predicted model, not a curated record